AUGUAUUUCUUCCUAUGCAAUCUGGCAUUUAUUGAUAUCUUUACUUCCUCUGUGUAUCAUCCAAAACUUCUUUUAGGCCUUUUAGGAGGGAACAAUACUAUUUCUUUUAUUGGAUGCCUAUUCCAGCUACAGUGCUUUAUGUUUUUGGCAUGUACUCAGUUUGUCUCACUGACUGCCAUGGCAUAUGAUCGCUAUGUUGCUAUUUGUAAUCCUUUGAGAUAUUUGAUUGUGAUGAACAGAAGAUUCUGUGUUAUAUUGAUCACUGCUUGUUGGAUAUUUGGUUUCACAGAACCAUUGUCACACACUUUACUCAUAUCAACAUUACCUUUCUGCAGUUCACGAAUAAUAGAUCAUUUCUUUUGUGAUCUUACUGUAUUAUUAAAGCUGUCUUGUAAAGAUACAUUCUACAUAGAGUUAUUAACAUAUAUUUCGGGCGCACUUGUUGGACUUCCUGCCUUUGCUCUUAUUAUAGCCUCUUAUACCUACAUCAUUUCCACUAUUAUAAAGAUCCAUUCUGCUACAGGAAGGAAGAAAGCUUUCUCUACUUGUUCCUUCCACCUCACUGUGGUCAUUGUCUUCUACGGCAGCAUUUUAAUUACUUAUUUGAGACCUCCAGCUCAGUAUUCAGCUAUUCUAUCAAAACCAUCUGCCUUUUUAUACACUGCCCUGACCCCCUUAAGUAACCCUUUUAUAUACGCUUUACGAACCAAGGAAAUCAAACAAUAUAUUUUUAGAAAAGGAAUAAUUAAAUGCUAA
Molecule: messenger RNA, 756 nt
Organism: Xenopus tropicalis (tropical clawed frog)
Lineage: Eukaryota; Metazoa; Chordata; Amphibia; Anura; Pipidae
Gene: or15a5
Product: olfactory receptor family 15 subfamily A member 5
Exons: 1
Coding region: 1-756 (251 amino acids)
Biological process (GO): G protein-coupled receptor signaling pathway; signal transduction
Cellular component (GO): membrane; plasma membrane
Molecular function (GO): G protein-coupled receptor activity; olfactory receptor activity
Source: RefSeq, a predicted model, not a curated record